This is a messenger RNA of Gopherus evgoodei (Goodes thornscrub tortoise), 2727 nucleotides long. Its product is annotated as zinc finger protein RFP-like. The coding region runs from base 170 to 1624 and encodes 484 amino acids. The transcript has 8 exons. The record is from RefSeq and is a predicted model, not a curated record. Lineage: Eukaryota; Metazoa; Chordata; Testudines; Testudinidae. Gene Ontology annotation, molecular function: protein binding; zinc ion binding.
AAAUUUUUUACCAAAGCCUCCAGGGGUGAAAUUGGCUGGGUUCUUCCUGCUCAGCAAACAGCAUGAGUCAUUUUCAGGCAAGGAUCCACCCCCUUGCUGCUGCAGGCGGGGCACAGUUUGAAUUCAGGAAUUUGAAACAAAGCCUGUUACAAACUGCCCAGAGGGAGCCAUGGCUGCAGAGAGCCCCCUGGAAAGUCUCCAGGAGGAAGCGACAUGUCCCGUCUGUCUGGAGUAUUUCACAGAACCUGUCACUCUGGAGUGUGGGCACAAUUUCUGCCGAGCCUGCAUCAGCCAGUGCUGGGAGGGAUCCGAUACAGCCGCCUCCUGCCCUCAGUGCAGAGAAACUGUGAAACAGAGAAACCUCAGGCCCAACAGGCAGCUGGCAAACGUCCUAGAAAUUGCCAAGCGGCUGAGUUUACAGGCAGCAAAGGGAAGAGGAGGGGACGGGGUGUGCGGGGAACACCAGGAGGCUUUGAAACUGUUCUGUGAAGAGGAUCAAAGCCCCAUCUGUGUGAUCUGCAGAGAGUCCCGGGCUCACCGCACUCACACGGUGGUUCCCGUACAGGAGGCUGCCCAGGAGUACAAGGAAAAAAUACAAGCCCAUUUGAAGACUCUGAGGGAAGAGAGAGAAAAGCUGCUGGGAUUUCAAGUGACUGGAGAGAAGAGAAGCCAAGAGUAUCUGAAACAGACAGAAACCGAGAGGCAGAAGAUUGUGUCUGAAUUUCAGCAACUCCAGCAGUUCCUGGAGGAGCAAGAGCGACUCCUGCUGGCCCAGCUGGAGAAGCUGGACGACGAGAUUGUGAAGAUACAGAAUGAAAAUAUCACCAAACUCUCCGAGGAGAUUUCCUGUCUCAGUGAGUUGAUCAGUGAGCUGGAGGGGAAGUGUCAGAAGCCGGCAAGUGAAUUCCUGCAGGAUGUCAAAAGCACCUUGAGUAGGUGUGCGAAGAGGAAGUUCCAGCAGUCAGAGGAGAUUUCUCCUGAACUGAAAGAGCAAGUCAGCGAUUUCUCCCAGAAAACUAUUGUGCUAUCGGCGACUCUGAGAAAAUGCAAAGACACUCUGCUGGAGACACAAAUUGGGAAACCCCUAGGAGCACACAGACAGGUGACUGUGAAUGUGACUCUGGAUCCAGACACGGCUCAUCCCGAACUCGUCCUGUCUGAGGAUCGGAAAAGUGUGAGAUGGGGAGACACGCGGCAGCGACUGCCCAACAACCCUGAGAGAUUUGACACUGAGCUCUGUGUGCUGGGCUGCGAGGGAUUCACCUCGGGGAGACAUUGCUGGGAGGUGGAGGUGGGGGAUGGGGGAGUCUGGGCUGUGGGGGUGGCCAGAGAGUCUGUGAGGAGGAAGGGAGAGAUCAGCCGUAGCCCUGAGGGGGGGAUCUGGGCUGUGGAGUGGUGGGGGGGUCAGUUCUGGGCUCUCCCAUCCCCUGAAACCCUCCUGCCCCUGAGCCUGGUCCCCAGCAGGAUCCGGGUUUGUCUGGACUGUGACCGGGGGCAGGUGACAUUUAUCGGUGCUGGUGACGAGGCCCCGAUCUUCACUUUCCCGCCGGGCUCCGUCCCUGGGGGGAGAAUCCGACCCUGGGUGUGGGUGGGGCCGGGAGCCCGGCUCCGACUGUGUCCCUGAGACACAGCAGAGGCAGGACCGGAAAUCAGUCUCUCUAGCCACACACAGCGCAGUCUCUAUGACCUUGGAGGACUCCCAUCUACCCAGCUCCUUUCUCCUCAUCUCUGUGGCUGUUGGAAGCACCUCCCCCUCCCUCUUUGCAGCUUCAGGGAUGGGGGGAGGAGGGGGAGGAACCCCUGGGGCUGCAGGAGGGGCCCUGAGGAGCAGAGGUGGGGGCUGGGCGGGGGGUAGCACUAACAGCCGGGCAGGGGACAGGCGCAGGUGGGGGUGGCAGGGACACAGCAUUGAUCAAUCAGGGUUUGGGGAGAAGCAGCAGCAGGGAGCGGUUUGUACAGUUCUGUGGGAUUAGAUCUCACUGGGGUCUCCCAGCCAGAGCUCCUGCCGCAGGGGCCACAGUCACUUCAGGACAACUGGUAACACUGUAAUGGUCCCACACACCCGUGGUGGAAGGGGGAGAUGGGUGCAGAUUGAUGAAAAAACAUUAUAUAACCUUAAAAAAAUCAUCAUUGGGUCAGUCUCAUGACACUUUUUAAACUCCUGAGGUUACAGCACUGGGGGAGGCAGGGACACGGCAGGUUUAACCAGAGGGAAUUAGAAGAUGCAAGAAGAAAAAUGUGAAUGAAAAUAAAACAAGAAUAAAGGGAGAGUCUAUGGGAAAUGGUGGAAAACAGAAAUGGGAAAAAAGACAGGAAAUAUCCCUGCCACGGAAACCAGCCGGGAGCAGCAAGAGGGGAAGGGAUAAAAUCAGGGAAAGAAGAGAGCAGCCGAGGGGGAUGAUCUGUGACAGGGAGGAGAGACACAGGGAAAUAAAGAGGGAUGGAAAGUGAGGGCUAGAACAAUGAUGAAUAGAAAAGGACAGUAUGAAAGGAAAGGGAACAAGAGCGGGACGGGGAGAUUUAUGACAUGUUACUGAAAGUGACACUGUAACUCAUUAAUUCCCUAUAUUAGUUCCGGGACGACUGUCCUGUUGUUGUGCCAUUAAGAAAACUGUUCUCAGUGGCUGGGGAAUCUCCUUUCCAUGCUGUGGUUAUUAAGGCUCCUUCUCGGCUCCAUUUACUUACCACCUUUAGUUACUGACUGUAAAUAAAACAUUACAAACAAUU